AUGACAACAAAUCAUUUGAAAUAUUUAUGGAAAAAGAAUUUUCAUUUACAUCAUAUGAAUGAUUGUGAUGAUUUGAAUUUUUAUUAUAAAAAAUUUUUAAAUAAAUUAAGUAAAUUAUGUUUAAAAAUUUUUCUUCCAUUAUUAUCAUUAAUUUAUCUUUUUACUCUAUUUCUUUGUCGUUUAUUUUUAUCAAGUAAAAUAUUUGAUAUUCGAACAAUAAGUUUAUUAUUAAUAAUUUUUUUAACUCUCAUUUUAUUAUUACUUAUACGUUUACAUAAAAGAUGGAAAAAACUUUGGAUUUUUACACGAUUUUUAAUAAUUUUUCUUUUAAUUAUUCCGUUAAUAAUAUCUUAUCAAACAGAACAAUUUCAUGUAUUACUAGCAACUAUUUCUAUUAUAACUAUGUAUGCAUUAUUAACAUUUACUUUACUUCAAUCAUUAUUGAUUUCAAUAAGUAUUUCAAUUUUACAUAUUAGUCUUUUAUUAAAUCAUGAAACAAAUUCAAUUCAAUGGAAAAGUUCAGAAUUUCUUUCAAUAAUUUAUUAUCACUUUAUUAUUAAUAUAUUUGGUCUAUAUUCUUAUAUGCAAUCAAUAAAACAUAUACGUCAACAUUUUUAUGCUUACAAAAAAAAUCUAUUAGAAAAAAAUAAAUAUAAUGUUGAUUGUAAAAAAUUACACACUAUUAUUGGAUAUUGUCAACAAUCACAAUCUAUUUCAAAUAUAAAUAAUAAAUCUCCAUUAUUAGGUGUAUCUCGAAUUGGUGCACUUGUGAAAAAUUUAUUAAUAAAAAGUGAUCGCUUGUUUCAAAUUGUUGUUAUUUGUACAGAAUGGCCAACAAUGAAUCUAUUUGAAAAACUUUUUUCUGUAUUACAUAGUAAUUUUCAUGAAACAUGGAAAAGUCAAAUUAAUAUUCAAUGUCAAAAAGACGACGAAACUAUUCAAGUACAUACAAAUACUGUUGAAGGACAAAUGUCUGUUUCCAUAUCAUUUACAUCAUCAUCUAUUCCACAAGAAGAUAGCCAAACAUCGGAACAACUUUUAACAAAAACAAAUUGUUUAAAUGCUUUAUAUGCAAUGCAUUCAGUUCGAUGGUUUCAGAGUCAUAUUAGUACACGACAACAUGCAUCAGCAUUAAUUCGAUGUUUACGUUAUAAAACAAAAAUUUCAUCAAAUUGGCAAUCAUUAUCAUCUGAGAUUAUCGAAAUUCUUAUCGAACAUACUUUAUCAAAAUCUGUCUCAGCUGUUUGUGCAUUUCGACGUGUUCUUGAAUAUCUUUCCGGUGGUUUAAUUUUAUCAAAUGGUCCGGGUUUACGGAUACCUUGGGAAACUGAUUCAAUAAAUAAUAUUUAUGAUAAAUUGAGCGAUCAAGAACGAAAUGAUAUAACUCAUGAAGCUCAAAUUGGUUUACGUUUUAUGGCAUUUGAACAAUUAAAUAAAUGGCUUGAACAAUAUGAUAUACCAAAAGUGAUGAAGUCAUUUCAAAAACGUUCAUAUCCUGACGAUCAAAAUCAAGUUGCAGCUAAACGACAAUGUUUGGAAUCAGACAAUAUCGAAGAACAAUAG
Rotaria sp. Silwood2 is the source of this 1563-nucleotide messenger RNA. The record is from the annotation of a GenBank genome assembly. Lineage: Eukaryota; Metazoa; Rotifera; Eurotatoria; Philodinida; Philodinidae.